Messenger RNA from Protopterus annectens (West African lungfish), 3660 nucleotides. It is a transcript of the gene VCL, whose product is annotated as vinculin. Gene Ontology annotation, cellular component: actin cytoskeleton. Gene Ontology annotation, molecular function: actin filament binding; structural molecule activity. The coding region runs from base 225 to 3503 and encodes 1092 amino acids. The transcript is spliced from 25 exons. The record is from RefSeq and is a predicted model, not a curated record. Gene Ontology annotation, biological process: cell adhesion. NCBI's taxonomy places the organism in Eukaryota, Metazoa, Chordata, Ceratodontiformes, Protopteridae.
CUGUGUGAAUUUUUUUCUUCUCUGGGGUUGGUAGUUGCGGUGUUCAAGGUAGUAGAUGGAAGUGUUUGUGUUCUUCAACUGGGCCGUACGGUAGAAAGUCAGGACUAGUGGACUUUGGGGAAAAACUUUUCGCGGCGUGGCAGCUUUGGGUUUGUGACAACUCUUGGUGAAUAUUGAACGUUGUUUCUGCUUCUCUUUUGUGGAAACGAAUUGUCACCGCCAAGAUGCCAGUGUUCCACACUAAAACUAUCGAGAGUAUUCUGGAGCCGGUAGCGCUACAGAUUUCCCAACUGGUCAUCAUGCACGAAGAAGGAGAGGUAGACGGCAAAGCCAUUCCGGACCUGACGGCGCCGGUGGCCGCUGUACAGGCGGCGGUUAGUAACCUUGUGCGGGUUGGCAAGGAGACCGUUCAAACAACAGAAGAUCAGCUUAUGAAGAGGGACAUGCCUCCAGCUUUCAUUAAGUCCGAAUCAGGUUGUGUAAAGCUAUUAAGAGGUUCUCAGCUUCUCGGGCGGGGACCUCUGGCUCUGCCUGACAGGGAACCAUUGUUCGAUGGUGGUGAAGGUGUUUUGUUGGGAACAAGUUUUCUACUUCUCAGAGGACUUUUUUCUAGAAGCCAGCUGCGAAAAAUCAUCAGAGUUUGCAAAGGAAUUCUGGAAUAUCUAACUGUGGCAGAGGUUGUGGAGACUAUGGAAGACCUAGUAACCUACACUAAAAACUUGGGACCAGGAAUGACAAAAAUGGCCAAAAUGAUUGACGAGCGACAGCAGGAGUUAACACACCAGGAACACAGAGUGAUGCUGGUCACUUCUAUGAACACAGUCAAAGAACUGCUCCCUGUCCUCAUAUCAGUAUCACUUUCUUUCUUUGCUAAGGAUACAGAGGCCAUGAAGAGAGCGUUGGCAUUAAUAGAUUCCAAGAUGCCACAGGCAAAGAACUGGCUGAGAGAUCCUAAUGCCCCUCCAGGUGAUGCUGGUGAACAUGCAAUCCAUCAAAUUUUGGAUGAAGCAGGCAAAGUUGGAGAACUUUGUGCAGGAAAAGAGCGACGUGAUAUUUUGGGAACUGCCAAGGCUCUGGGGCAGAUGACUGACCAAAUAGCUGAAUACAGAGCUCGGGGUCAGGGAGCCUCACCUGUAGCAAUUCAGAAGGCCCAGCAAGUUUCUCAGGGUCUGGAUAUGUUGACUGCAAAGGUGGAAAAUGCAGCUCGCAAACUAGAAGCCAUGACCAACUACAAACAAGCCAUUGCAAAGAAGAUUGACACAGCCCAGAACUGGUUGGCUGAUCCAAGUGGUGGGCCAGAAGGAGAAGAGAAUAUCCAAGCAAUUUUGGCAGAAGCCAGGAAAAUUGCAGAGCUUUGUGAAGACCCCAAAGACAGAGAUGACAUUCUACGUUCACUUGGAGAAAUCGCUGCGUGCACAGCAAAACUGUCUGAACUAAGACGGCAGGGUAAAGGUGAUUCUCCAGAAGCUCGCACAUUGGCUAAACAGGUCGCCACUGCACUACAGAAUCUGCAGUCCAAAACCAACCGUGCUGUAGCCAACAGCAGACCAGUGAAGGCAGCCGUGAACUUGGAAGGGAAGAUUGAACAAGCUCAACGCUGGAUAGACAAUCCCACAGUUGACGAUCGUGGAGUAGGCCAGGCUGCAAUUCGAGGGCUUGUGGCUGAAGGACGUCGUUUAGCCAAUUCCAUGAUGGGACCCUAUCGACAGGACCUGCUUGCAAAGUGUGAUCGUGUAGAACAGCUGGCAGCUCAAGUAGCUGAGCUAGCAGCUCGAGGAGAAGCUGAGAGUCCUCAGGCCAGGGCUUUAGCAGCCCAGCUCACAGACAGUCUUAAGGACCUGAAAUUUCGAAUGCAGGAAGCUAUGACACAGGAAGUAUCUGAUGUUUUCAGUGACACUACAACUCCAAUCAAAUUAUUAGCUGUGUCAGCUACGGCACCCCCAGAUGCCCCUAACAGAGAGGAGGUAUUUGAAGAAAGAGCUGCUAACUUUGAGGCUCAUGCUGCCAGACUUGGGGCAACGGCAGAAAAGGCAGCUGCAGUUGGAACAGCCAACAAAACCACUGUAGAGGGGAUUCAAGCAACUGUCAAAGCUGCAAGAGAGAUAACGCCACAGGUUGUGUCUGCUGCACGGAUUCUACUCAGAAACCCUGGUAACCAGGCUGCUUAUGAACACUUUGAAACCAUGAAGAACCAGUGGAUUGAUAAUGUGGAAAAAAUGACAGGUUUAGUGGAUGAGGCAAUUGACACCAGAUCUCUGUUGGAUGCUUCUGAGGAAGCAAUAAAGAAGGAUAUAGAUAAAUGCAAGGUAGCCAUGGCAAAUGUUCAGCCCCAGAUGCUUGUGGCUGGUGCCACAAGCAUUGCCCGACGUGCGAACAGGAUCUUGCUGGUAGCAAAAAGAGAAGUUGAAAACUCUGAAGACCCUAAGUUCCGUGAAGCUGUGAAGACUGCAUCAGAUGAACUCAGCAGAACAAUUUCACCUAUGGUGAUAGAUGCCAAAGCUGUGGCUGGCAAUAUCUCUGAUCCUGGUCUUCAGAAGAGUUUCCUGGAUUCUGGUUAUAGGAUCCUUGGCGCAGUGGCCAAAGUCAGAGAAGCUUUCCAACCUCAGGAGCCCGACUUUCCUCCACCACCCCCUGACCUUGAUCAACUCCACUUAAAUGAAGAACCUGCUCCCCCAAAACCUCCUCUUCCAGAAGGUGAAGUUCCUCCCCCAAGACCACCUCCUCCUGAGGAAAAAGAUGAAGAGUUCCCAGAACAUAAAGCUGGUGAUGUUUUCAACCAGCCUAUCAUGGUGGCUGCUAGACAACUCCAUGAGGAAGCCAGGAAGUGGUCUAGCAAGCCUGAUGUGACUGAUGAGGGUAAUGAAGUAGAAAUAGAGGAGGAGGAAGCAGAUGAGGAAGGAGAUGAUGUUGAGUUCACGUUCCCUUCUGACAAUGAAGAUGAUUAUGAGCCUGAGCUGCUCUUGAUGCCCACCAAUCAGCCUGUAAACCAACCUAUUCUGGCAGCUGCUCGGUCUUUGCAUCAAGAAGCUAUGAAAUGGUCCAGUAAGGGUAAUGACAUCAUAGGUGCAGCUAAGCGUAUGGCCUUGUUGAUGGCAGAAAUGUCUCGCCUUGUGCGAGGUGGCAGUGGAAACAAACGUGCUCUUAUCCAGUGUGCAAAGGACAUUGCUAAAGCUUCAGAUGAAGUGACAAAGCUGGCCAAGGAAGUUGCCCGACAAUGUACUGAUAAACGAAUCAGAACAAAUUUGCUACAGGUGUGUGAACGUAUUCCAACAAUCAGCACACAACUGAAAAUUCUGUCUACAGUGAAAGCCACUAUGUUGGGUAGAACAAACAUUAGCGAUGAGGAAUCUGAACAGGCAACAGAAAUGCUUGUUCACAACGCCCAGAAUCUUAUGCAGUCUGUGAAGGAAACUGUGAGAGAAGCGGAGGCAGCAUCAAUCAAGAUCAGAACAGAUGCGGGAUUCACACUACGCUGGGUGAGGAAAACCCCAUGGUACCAGUGAAGGAUCCAAGCUUUUAGUGGGCAAAACAAGUCCAUUCAUUGCUCUGAACAAGAAGAGAAAACUGUAAAGUGGAGUGUGAACUGUGCUGUAAAAAAUGGUUUCAUUCUGCAUACCUGCACCAGUUAAUAAACAUGCGUAGAAGAACUAUCUUCAGAAA